AUGCCCGGCCUCCUCGCCACGGCGUUACAAUCGGCAACCCUCAAAGCGUCCGCCAACUUCACGGCCCAGAUCGUCAACCAGCACAGGCAGGGCGGCGCCGUGCCGCUCGACGUCCGGCGCAUUUUCGAGUUCGCGACGUUCGGCUUCAUCCAGGGACACAUGAACUACUGGUGGCAGCACUUCCUCGAGGACCAGUUUCCCAACUCGGCGAGCAAGGCGGCGGCCAAGGCGGCGGCGUCAUCAUCGUCUAUCGAAAAGGGGGAGGAGAAGCCGGACAAGCCGGAACUACUCGUCGUCGGCGGACAGCAACCACCCGCGGGGAAGAACUACUUCAAUGUCGCGCGCAAGGUCGUGGUCGACCAGACACUGGGUCUGUUCAUGAUGAACUCGGCCUUUCUCAUCAUCACGUCGGCGCUGAGGACGGGGAGCGCGACCAUCACGUACCAGAUCUGGAGCGAAAGGAUCUUCGACCUCAUCAAGGCGGCGUGGAAGCUGUGGCCGCUGGUGGCAUUUUGCAACUUUUGCUUUGUGCCUGUCGGGUACAGGGCACUGGUGGGGAUGACGGUCGGCUUCGCGUGGAACAUGUUUCUCACGUUUUUCUUGUCAUGA
Molecule: messenger RNA, 609 nt
Organism: Colletotrichum gloeosporioides
Lineage: Eukaryota; Fungi; Ascomycota; Sordariomycetes; Glomerellales; Glomerellaceae
Exons: 1
Coding region: 1-609 (202 amino acids)
Cellular component (GO): membrane; cytoplasm
Source: RefSeq, a predicted model, not a curated record